Molecule: messenger RNA, 573 nt
Organism: Melozone crissalis (California towhee)
Lineage: Eukaryota; Metazoa; Chordata; Aves; Passeriformes; Passerellidae
Product: cathelicidin-B1-like
Exons: 4
Coding region: 1-573 (190 amino acids)
Biological process (GO): defense response to Gram-negative bacterium; antimicrobial humoral immune response mediated by antimicrobial peptide; innate immune response
Cellular component (GO): extracellular region
Molecular function (GO): lipopolysaccharide binding
Source: RefSeq, a predicted model, not a curated record
AUGGGGCCGAGCCGAGCGCUGCCACCGCUGCUGCUGCUGCUGGGCCUGGCUGGAGCCUCCACGCCAGAUCCACGCGGAGCCACGCUGGGACAGGGUGGCACCGCCGUGGGACAGGGUGGCACCGCGGUGUCCUCGUCCCCACCGGGGUCCCUGAGCUACGGGGCCGUGGUGGCGGCGGCCGUGGAGCUGCUCAACGCCAGGGCCGUCAGUCCCUUCGUGCUGCGGCUGCGGGAGGCUCAGCCCCGGCCCGGCUGGCCCUCAGACCUGCAGAGCCGGCGGGAGCUGAGCUUCACCCUGGAGGAAACCACGUGCAGGGCACCGGGAACGGCCACCAGCAGCUGCAAGAGCCGCUGGCUCGGGGCUCUGACCCGGUGCCAGGGCUCCGCGUUCCUGGAGGGGCAGCAGCCCACGGUGGAGCUCUCCUGCGAGAAGGCCCCGGCCGCGUUGGGCCAUGUCUGGAAAUCCAAGAUCAAGGAUUUCUUUGGCAAGGUCAAGCAGCGUUUCCAGGGCUUCUUCCAGUGCGGUCGGAUCUGGAUCCGGGACAGGCUCAACCUCAAGGCGCCCAAACCCUGA